This is a messenger RNA of Pyrus x bretschneideri (Chinese white pear), 1713 nucleotides long. RefSeq names its product B3 domain-containing protein Os01g0234100-like. The record is from RefSeq and is a predicted model, not a curated record. NCBI's taxonomy places the organism in Eukaryota, Viridiplantae, Streptophyta, Magnoliopsida, Rosales, Rosaceae. The coding region runs from base 77 to 1372 and encodes 431 amino acids. Gene Ontology annotation, molecular function: DNA binding. The transcript is spliced from 7 exons.
UCCCCUUUCUCUGUACACAUCUGUCUUUCAACAUCUACGCCAAUAGUAGAGAGAGAGAGAGAGAGAAAGAGAGCCCAUGGAGGAAGCAAUGGUUAUUCUUCAAGACCAGAAACAGAGCUCCUCUUACCCACUGCUACAGCCUCCGCCGCAUAAGGGUAUGAAAACCGAAAAGCAGCUUGGACAAAAACCUCCAUGCUUUCAACCCACGACUACAAGCAAUGUGUUGAAUGCUAAUGCUAAUCCCAUGAUGUUUAAAUGUCGUAAACGAAAGGCCCCUGUAAGAGUUACAGUAGAAAGCUUAUACAAUAGUUCCCAAGCUCAGUCUUCUGUUUUGGAAAGAGCAAAGAAGAUCGAAGCAAGCCUAGAUCAUAAGUUUCCUUCACUGCUCAAAGUUAUGAUGCCAUCAGAAGUGUCUGGAGGAUUCUACCUUAAUCUUGCUAAGAAAUUUUGCAGUGAAUAUAUGCCAAAACAAGAUUCAAUGAUUGUUUUGGAAGAUGAAAAUGGGAAGGAAUUUGGAACGAAGUAUCUUGUGGAGAAGGGUGGACUGAGUGGUGGAUGGAGAGGGUUUUCAAUUACUCACAAGAUAAUGAAGGGAGAUGUUGUGAUUUUCCAUCUAGUCACUCCUUUCAAAUUUAAGGUAUAUAUCAUUAGGUCAAAUGAAGUGAACUGGAGUCUUCCUCUUAUGAGGGUAGAUCCUCCCAUCAGACAGAUGGAUACCGGAGGCUUUACUGCAUGUGGAAAGGAAGAACGUGAGAAUUUGGAACCUAAUCCGCAGGAGAAUGCAAUAGUCUAUUAUACGGACUCUGGUCCAACAUCAGAUCAGUCUGGAAAUGACGGCGAAGAUGUUGGUUCCGAAUUUCUGGAUGGUCUUAGACUUUCAGAGUCUGUUGUCACUUUUAAAGAAGUGCACUGUUUGGACAACUUUAACGUUCAGGUCAAUGGUUUAAUCAUAAACUCUGAAUUUUCGAAAUACGUCCUGACCAAGUAUUAUGAGCUUUGCUGCAGUCAGAACUCCUUCCUUCAUGAACAACUUCUCGAGGGUCUGAACUGCAAACUGAUUGCCGGAGUAAUUUCUGAGACAGUCAACAUUGCAGAUGCCAUCAGGGCCUGCAAGAUCACUACCCCGGAAGAUUAUCUUUCGACUUGGGAUAACACUCUGAAAGCCUUUGGUGAUUUAGGCAUGAAUGUCCAUUUCCUGCGUGCCCGCCUGGACCAGCUUACAAGUCUUGCUUCAAAAUCAAAAAGACUUGAGGCAAAUGUUUUGCAAGUGAAAGAGGUCAUGAAUAGUCUUGACUCUGAGAUUGAGACUCCGAACACGAGUUUAGAGGAGCGGGAAAUUCUGUUCCAAGAAAUGGCUAAAGCCCCUUGGUGAUGAGAAAACUUGAAAGAAUCUGGUUACUCUUUUUGGAUAUAACUUAAAAGAUAUGAUGCCAAAGCUAGGUGAGGAAGAAAUGCGCAUCUUGUGCCGUUAUCACUCAGCAUUUUGGGUUUUUAUAUAGAUGGUUGUUUUAUGCCAGUGCUGCAGAGAUUUUGGGUAAUUUCUCUACAGAAUUGUGUGCUUUGGAGGCAUCAGUAGCUAGUCGGGAGGAAUGUUUUACCUUCUGAUUUUCUCUUUGGCAAUUUCCAGCAUUGGAAUGUAUGAUAUAGAACCCGGUCUGGAGGCAUCAGUUAUAUCCUCCUCCGUUCGAUUAUAAAUUUCAAUAUUCAGCCGUA